GAAGGGCCAAGCGGUCUAUCCAUCGUAGAUCCCUAACUUUGAACCUGAACCUGAACCUAACGUAAUCAAUCCAUUUCCCGUCUUGCCCAAAACUUAUCUUCUACGUACCUAUUUACCUACCUACAUACAUUUAUUCACUUCAUUCUCUACUGCUUACUUGCUAGACAACUAGGUUACUUGCUUAGACCUGAUACGUCUUUACUCUCUCCUACAUUACCAUCUAUCUAUAGCUACGCGGCAAUCCUAGGGAAUUUGUCAUGUCGCUCCCUUCAAACGUCCAUGUCUCUAAGCACCCGUGCUUGGUGGCCAAGCUGAGUCGUCUGCGGUCCAAGAGCACAGAAUCUCGAGAAGUCAAGUCUUUAAUAAAUGACAUCUCCUUGAUCCUCGGAUGCGAAGCUUUAGCCGCAUCAUUAACGCCUGUUGAUGGGCCAAAGGGCGAGACUCCCAUCGGGUACGAGUACACUACCACGACACUACGGCCGGAAACCUUAUCAAUAGUCCCUAUCCUUAGAUCAGGACUCGGUAUGGUAGAAGCGAUACAAACCCUACUUCCCGAACCCGUCCCCGUACACCACUUGGGCUUGUACCGGGAACCCAGCACGCUCGAACCCGUCGAAUAUUAUAAUAAUCUUCCGCAUCAUGUCUCUACUUCGGCAAGCGAGCCUGGCACGAAUGCGUCGAGCCUAGCUAUCAUCGUAGACCCCGUCAUUGCAACUGGAGGAACUUGUGUGGCUGCUAUACAGACGCUCAAGGAGUGGGGUGCUAAGCGCAUUAUUGUCCUAUCCGUCAUCGCAGCCGCCGAUGGUGUGUCUCGCGCUGCUGAGGAAUGGCCUGAGGCUGUGGAUAUAUGGGUUGCGGGCGUCGACGCUGAGCUUACACCGAAUGGUAUGCUAAAGCCGGGUGUAGGAGAUGUGGGUGAUCGCUUGUUCCUGACAAUAGGAAAGUAAAGAUACCAACGAUAGAUCGUCCGUAUGAAUGAAAUGAAU
Molecule: messenger RNA, 986 nt
Organism: Daldinia decipiens
Lineage: Eukaryota; Fungi; Ascomycota; Sordariomycetes; Xylariales; Hypoxylaceae
Product: PRTase-like protein
Exons: 3
Coding region: 258-947 (229 amino acids)
Source: RefSeq, a predicted model, not a curated record